Molecule: messenger RNA, 3138 nt
Organism: Cephus cinctus (wheat stem sawfly)
Lineage: Eukaryota; Metazoa; Arthropoda; Insecta; Hymenoptera; Cephidae
Gene: Gdi
Product: rab GDP dissociation inhibitor alpha
Exons: 6
Coding region: 281-1609 (442 amino acids)
Biological process (GO): small GTPase-mediated signal transduction; vesicle-mediated transport; protein transport
Cellular component (GO): cytoplasm
Molecular function (GO): Rab GDP-dissociation inhibitor activity
Source: RefSeq, a predicted model, not a curated record
UUUGGGUGUAAGAAUGAAGGUGGGGAUUGGAAUUGACGUAGCAUCAGAGGAGGCAAGCAAGUAGGCUUGUAUUUGAGAAAGGAAAUAGGCAGGAAGACAGGCGAACAAGUAAGCAAGGAAACAAUCAGUCAGGCAUUCACAGAGUCAGACACGAAGUCUGCGAGUUCGCAUCCGUGCGGUCAACUUCCACUCUCCUAGUUGAAUUAAUCAACCCAGUGAGUUCACGUUUUAACGACCAGAUAAUCGAGAGUGCUUAACAGUUAGCGACCUAAAUAUCAGGAUGGAUGAGGAAUACGACGCAGUGGUCCUUGGUACUGGGCUCAAGGAAUGCAUCCUCUCGGGGAUGUUAUCGGUCAGCGGGAAAAAAGUACUCCACGUAGACCGCAACAAGUACUACGGUGGUGAAUCCGCAUCCAUCACGCCACUCGAGGAUCUCUUCAGUAAAUUCAAGGCUCCUCCUCCUGAUGAGAACUAUGGUCGUGGACGUGACUGGAAUGUUGACUUAAUUCCCAAGUUCCUGAUGGCCAAUGGUUUGCUGGUCAAACUUCUUAUUCACACUGGUGUCACUAGAUACUUGGAGUUCAAGUCUGUGGAAGGUUCUUACGUGUACAAGUCUGGCAAGAUCUCCAAAGUGCCGAUUGACCAGCAUGAAGCACUGUCUAGUGAUUUGAUGGGUCUCUUUGAAAAGAGACGUUUCCGCAAUUUUCUUGUCUGGGUGCAAAAUAUGCAAGAGGAUGACCCUAAGACAUGGGAUGGCUUUGAUCCGUACAAUAAUAACAUGAGUGCUCUGUACAACAAGUUCAGCCUUGAUAAGAAUACUCAGGAUUUUACUGGCCAUGCUCUUGCCUUGUACAGAGAUGAUGAGUAUAUUGGUCAGAGCGCCAUCAAUACUAUUCGUAGAAUUAAACUGUACAGUGACAGUUUAGCACGCUAUGGAAAAUCACCAUACCUCUAUCCCAUGUACGGCCUUGGAGAACUUCCUCAGGGCUUUGCUAGGCUUAGUGCUAUUUACGGUGGCACGUAUAUGCUAGACAAGCGCAUCGACGAGAUAGUCAUGAAAGAUGGCAAGGUGGUCGGUGUUCGUUCUGGAGAAGAAGUAGCCGCAUGCAAGCAAGUUUUUUGCGACCCCACCUAUGUUCCUGAUAAAGUCAAGAAAGUGGGACAAGUCAUAAGGUGCAUCUGUCUCUUGGACCAUCCGAUACCAGGAACAGGAGAUGCUCUCUCUACGCAAAUCAUCAUUCCACAGAAGCAGGUAAAUCGUAAUUCCGACAUCUACGUCUCCCUGGUGUCGCACACGCACCAGGUAGCUGCAAAGGGUUGGUUCAUCGCCAUGGUUUCUACCACCGUAGAGACAGGCAACCCGGAGACAGAAAUUAAACCGGGUCUUGAUCUACUAGGCCCUAUUAGACAAAAAUUUGUUUCCGUAUCCGAUUACUUGGAACCUACGGAUGAUGGACUUAACAGUCAAGUCUUCAUCUCAACGAGUUACGACGCGACGACGCACUUCGAGACGACUUGUCUCGACGUCCUUGAUAUCUUCAAACGCGCGACUGGGGAGGAAUUCGAUUUCAAGAAGGUUAAGCAUGAAUUAGGCGACGAAGAUCAGUAACCCUAAUUAGUCAGAUAAUUGAGCGACCUUCCCCACUUGGACGCAGGGUCUGAGUGGAACCUGAUCUAAAAGAAUUCACGCAUCACGUACUACUAAGUAAGCAAUGUUAUUCAUACUCUUGUCAACUAUCGGGUAUACUGUCCUGGCAUAUCUCCUCAUUGGAGGAACCAGCCAUAAAGAAAGGAAGGAAGGGUAUACUGUCACAGGAAUGUACGUAUCCUAAGGGAAAAGUGCAAAAAAAAAGAUUCUGGUUACGAGAAAAAGAAGAAUAUUACCGGGCGUCUGUAAUUAAAUUAACGAAUGGACAUUAGAGGUAAAACAAAAUAAACAAAAGGUAUGAAGGAUGGAAGUUAAAUAUGAUAAAGAAAAGAAACUACAAAAGUUAACCAUAUGAGGUAUCCUUGAUGAUUUUUUACAAAGAAAAAGAAAUGAACAAUUACUCUAGAGCCUAACGGCCGUAUAUACUUUGGAAAUUAUCGUUCACCAUUCCUAAAAUUCCUUUUGUUCACGUACAAUAAAUUUAAUUGCAAUUCUAAUAAUAUUCUUGAUUAAGAAAAGAACAAAAGUAUUCCUAAACAAAGAGAAUGAACGUGCUUGUGUCAAUAUUCAUGGUUGCGCCAAUUUCUUUGGCGAUUACCUAUAUAGCAUGUACUUUUUUUCUGUACAAGAAGUGUAUCAUAUUUUAAAUACCUGAAAACAUAUUAUACAGUCUAAAGAUGAAAACGAAAUAUCAUAAUAGAAACGAACGAGAACUAUUUAAAGACUUGAUGCUAUAUCAUGUUGCUGACUGGUGAAAAAUAAAAGUCAUCGCUUUAUCAACACUCACAGUGUUGAGCACUUCUUACGCGCAUAAUACGAAUGGGAUGCCUCUGAUUAGAGAUAGGGAAUGUUAUUAUAAUAUCUAUCAUGUUGUGUAAAAUCUAAAAGGAUAUAUCAUACCGAAAAUGCAAAAUGAAAGUGCAUGGGCUACGUGUAUAACAUUAUCGGAUAUAAAUAAUACGAAGAUGGAUGAACACUUUGAAGAAUGUCAAACAAAAAAUCACACACGCAUUAUAACGUUAGAUUUCGUUCAAUUACGGUAGGAACUUUUAAAAUCAGGAGAAUGGAAUCCAAAAGAAAGAAGAAGAAUUUAAAUGGCAUUUAUCGAAUGGUCGGGUAAUGGAAGAUUAUAUUUAAAAAAAAUUAGAAGAAUAAAAGCUGCAUUGAGAUUUUAGAUUAGCUUGCGAACAGAAAUAUUACUUUGUUACCGUGAGUGUAUCAUAAUAUUAUUAGUUAUAAGCGAAUAAACAUUGGAAAGUAUGACAUCCAGUUCGGUCUGUCUUGCAAUUGCGGAGCCAAAUAAUCUGUUCGACAUGAAAUGAUCAGCAGACUUGAAGGAAUGAAAAGGAAUAGGAAUAAGGUGCACAGUAGGAAAAUUUUGUUUAAAGGCCUCUGUGUCUCAUUGCUCGAAGACUACUCUCAACAACUAUAAAUUAGCACUGUAAUAGGAACUCUUCAUUCGGAAUAAAUGAAUAUUGUAUUAAGGUGUA